CAACCUUGCUUCUUCUUUCCCUACUAUCAUCUAAUCUCACCUGACACACUUCCAAAUCAACCAUGGCCGAACCAGAAGUUGUCGCCGAAGGAGAACAUGAUCCUCAAUUCGAACCUGUCAUUAAAUUGACUGAACAAGUAGAAGCUAAGACUCAUGAAGAAGAUGAAGAAGUUUUGUUCAAAAUGCGUGCGAAACUUUUUCGAUUCGCAAAAGAAGAAUUGGAGUGGAAAGAGAGAGGUACAGGAGAUGUUCGUUUGCUCAAACAUAAACAAUCGAAGAAGAUCAGGUUGGUCAUGAGGCGGGAUAAAACGCUCAAGGUCUGCGCCAAUCAUCUGAUCACUUCAGAGAUGAAACUCUCCCCCAAUGUCGGUUCGGAUCGUUCGUGGGUAUGGAACGCGGCCGAUUACGCAGAAGCGGAAGAAGGUGUCGCAACUUUGCAAACUCUCGCCAUCCGUUUCGGUAAUGCUGAGAACGCUAACUUGUUCAAACAAGCGUUCGAAGACGCUCAAGAGCACAAUCUCAAACACGGAGAUACGGCAGUUCUACCCGAGGCUCCUGCAGCUGAGGAAGACAAGGAUGAGGCUGGUCAAGAUGAACCUACACCCGUGGCUGUCAAUGAAACCGCCCCUGCCGCAGAAGCCGAACAUCCCAAAGAGGAGGAAAAGGCUGCCGACACCGCCGAGGCUCCAUCAACUCAUAAUCCCGCACCUGCCGAAGCUGAAGCCGCACCCGCUGCCGAAGAGGUCGAGGAGACUGCCGAGGUAAAAGUUGAGGAGACUGAGAAGAAAGAGUAAUCAAGGGAGUGGAGAUCAUUCAUCACGAUAGGUUAUGUGAACCGCAUGAAUUUGUUAUCACGUCG
Messenger RNA from Tremella mesenterica DSM 1558, 859 nucleotides. RefSeq lists its product as uncharacterized. The transcript is spliced from 8 exons. Gene Ontology annotation, biological process: nucleocytoplasmic transport. Gene Ontology annotation, molecular function: GTPase activator activity. The record is from RefSeq and is a predicted model, not a curated record. Gene Ontology annotation, cellular component: nuclear pore; cytoplasm. Lineage: Eukaryota; Fungi; Basidiomycota; Tremellomycetes; Tremellales; Tremellaceae. Bases 63 to 794 code for a protein of 243 amino acids.